This is a messenger RNA of Auanema sp. JU1783, 363 nucleotides long. Lineage: Eukaryota; Metazoa; Nematoda; Chromadorea; Rhabditida; Rhabditidae. The record is from the annotation of a GenBank genome assembly.
AUGAGUAGAAACUUCAAUACGCCAAAGGAUUUAUCAAAAUAUUUGGAAUUCUUUGCUCGUGAAGCAAUCCGUGCACAGCCUAAAAACAUUUUGAAUUUCAACAAACUCUUUUUAGAGGAAAUAGAAAAGAAUUCAGACGGAAAUAGCAUCAAUACCAUUAUGGAAAAUCCGGAGGUUUAUCAGAAGUUCAGAGAUAAUCUUCUACAAAGGGUAGGAGCUGAUGAAGCGGAGUUGAGCUCAACAAAUGAUGAAGAUUUGGAGAACGCCAAGGUGGUUGAAGCCGCUACGAAGAUUCAAGCAAAUGUUCGUGGAUUUCUUGUGAGAAAAGCAGCGGAAAGAAGAAAGGAGAGCUUGCAAUUCUGA